GGGUAGUGUGGUUUAUCUUAGUCUCAAGUUACAUGGACUCGCCGGGUGGGGGUGCUGGUGCAUGCCCAAGUUUUUGACCUUAUACUCUCAGUUUUUGUCUAGUAAUGUGUUAACUCUAUAGCGGCACAUUAUACUCUCUUGUUGGAUAGCAUGGUUUAUCUUAGUCUCAAGUUACAUGGACUCGCCGGGUGGGGGUGCAGGUUCAUGUUUUCAGUUAUCGGAACUGUAAUUGAAAUCCAAUGAGAUUGUGAGAAAUGUGGAGUUGCUAUAUUCUCAUCCAUGGAAAGACUAUAACCAAUUAUUUUCUAGCUAUCGGAACUGUACUUUCCAUUCUUUCAUCCUAUAGUAGUUUGAUUUUUGAGGAAGAAUAAACAUGUCUAGGAUAGAAUGCAUACUAUGAAACACCCUGUAAACUACUAGUACUAUGGCCUCAUUUAUGUGUGAUGAUACAGUUUUUCUUUCUGUUUUGCAUCGACUGCACUGAGAUUUAAGUUACUGUUCAUAGCGUUAUUAUCACUCGAUGAUUCUAUGGCAGUGUGUAAGAUUUUCAAUGGAAUAUGAAGUGGAGUACGAUGUUCUGGGAAGAGUUCCCGAGUGUGGUGCAAUCUUCAUGUCUAACGCUUCAACAAAAAGAGAAUGUUUUAGACGGAAACUUUUAGGUCUUCCCUCUGCUCAGGCAAACUUUGUAAAACAGAUUAAAGCAGGAAUGGUUUUGUUUCUGUUUGAAUAUGAGAGGAGGGAACUUUAUGGUGUGUUUCGAGCAUGCUCUGAUGGGUCAACAAAUAUAGUGCCCCAUGCAUUUACUUCGUUCGGGAAGCAGUUCCCUGCACAGGUUCGUUUUACCUCAAUUUGGUAUUGUGAUCCGCUUACUGAAUAUGAAUUUCAAGAUGCUAUCAAAGAGAAUUACUAUUCAAAGAAGAAGUUCAACUUUGGUCUGUCUGAAGAUCAGGUUCGUAGGCUUCUAUGCUUGUUUAGUUCAAGGAAAUUACAAAAACCACACAGACCAUUUCAGAGACAAGUCAGCAAAUCAAUGGGAAAAGAAAGGAGCAUAGCUGGUGAUGACUACUAUUUUCUGAGAAAUAGGGCAGAAAAGUUUGUUGAGGAUGAUAGUCUUGUCUUAGGCACUGAUGCAAAGUAUCCAGGGAACGCUUCAAGAAACAAUGGAAGAAAACUAAAUAGUAAUAUUAUUAAGAAUGAUGGGAUACAGAAUGAUCUUAAUGGGAGCUGCUGUCAAGGGUAUGAUAUCUUGACUGAGCCACCCAGUGUCUCUUUCGGUAACAGAAGAAAUGAUGAUGAUGACAAGUUUUUUAUGCAAAAUAGUAUGGCAUAUUAUCAUGACUUGGACCAAGGACGGGUCAUCCACAUUAAACACCCAGGAGACUCGGUUAACUCCGAGAGAGUAGCUGAAGAAAGAAAGUUUUCACUUACGAAACAUAAUAUGGGCAGCAAUUCUGGUCCCAUUGCCUCGCCCAAGUACUUUUGGGAAUCUUUGGCUAAAGUCGGAAGAGCCACUGAUAAUGGCAGAUUUUCUCAAGUGGGUAUCUUAGGAGACAAGUAUACUCCAAACCAUGUUUUUGGGUUAGUCACAUCAACGGGUCACCUUGAGAACUCUACAAUUCAAGCAAGAGCAUCUGAUGAUCGUGAAUUUUUUGCGAAUUGCGGAGUAGAAAAUGACUAUAACUUUGCAAAUUAUCCUGACCCAGCCAUCUCUGCUGAUCCCCCUCUAUCGGGUAGACUAAGAACAAGUGAUAAGGAAGUGUUCUUUGGGAAUGAUAGGAAUGAGAUUGGACAGUAUUCGGACUAUGGAAUGGGUGAAGUGAGAAAUGAAAGUAGUGAUGGCAAUUUUUUAAGGAGUAAUAGGGUGGAUGUUCCAAGUGAAAAUUUUGCAAACCGUCUGGACUGUGCAAGUAUAGCAAAUGAUCAUGACCGGUUUUUGGCAAGAUUGAGUAUGGAAAAUGGAAAUACUAUUUAUUUGAGAUAUCCCUUGGACAAAACAAAGCGAGUUUCUGAUGAAGGCAUCCUCAAAAAGACUGACGGAUUGGAUAAUGCGUACACUAUGCAAAAUUCUUUCCGACUUCCAAAUUUUCAAGCAUCAACCAGUGUAUGUCAGUCUAGACAAAGUACUGCGAUCUUUUCAAGGAAUUUGGAGACUAAGAAUUCAUUCUGUCAAGAUCAACCUAAGCUUCGGUCCGCAUUACCUCCUUCAAUGGAACAAAAAACCUUCGGUUUCUCUUGUCCAACAUAUCAUGAUGCAAUGGUUACAAGGACUGUUCCCUACGAUCCUGAGGUGGCCGGAAUUCAUUGUAGAAAUCUAUCGUCUUUUGCUGUUGAUUGCAAUUCUUGCUCAAUCCAAGAUAUGCCUUUGCAUCAGAAUUCUAAUGGGAAUCGUCUCACGGCUUCCUUCAUAGGGUCAUUGCCGUAUUUCUCUGAGGCAGAAGAUUUAAGCCGGCGUCAUGAUGUUGCCUCUGGUUUUGGAAAUAAACUUCCAUUGCCUACCUCUCCCAACUAUUACACUCAUUCUGGCUUGCGGACCAACAGUUCGUUGUUAAGUGCGGAAUGUCAUGGAAAGAUGGAAGCAAAAGCCGCUAGUCAAGAAGUCUACAAUGGUUCACUAUUCCCAGAGGCAACUUCAACUUCUCCACAUUAUUCAAGGAGCGAUAUGUAUGAGAGGCAAAACGGGAGCCCUUUCUCCGAGUUUGAUAACCAUGCCCUUACAUCGCAAGGUAGAUAUGAACAAAAAAGUCCACAGUAUGAGAAUAGUCAAGUAUUAAGAGUCGAUGAUGCUUCCUUUAACAAAAACAAAGGUUAUUUGCAUUCUUGUUCUUCCAAUGGAAAAUCUAAUAAUUGGGAUACCCAAUACUACUACCAAAAUGCCAAGGGCAAGCCCACUGAUUCUAAGAGCAAGAGAACAAGUGUAUUUGCUCGCUUGACUUCAGAAGUACAUGCACGAGAAAGUUCCGACGUUUCCUGCUCGGCAGAAGAAGAAAGCAAUUUUUACUUGCAAUAUGAUGAGUGCGAUAUGGGUGCAUCAGUGGAUCAGGUUAUGGACGAAAUAUUUGAGGGGAGAAAAUCUUCAUUAGUUAGAAAACGUGAUAUGUUGUGUGAUAGGUUGAAAAUGCCGACUUCGAAGAUGGAAGAUGACGUUGAGCAUGUCAUUGAAGUGAAUUGGAACGAAAUAGUUGAAGAGACACGAGUUGUGAGUUUUAAGCGCAGGAGUGAAACCAAGAAGAUAAAGGACAAUGCCUCGGAAAAAACUUCUGUUGACACUUCAGAGCAUGAGAGAGAAUGUUCUUUUCAGAAAUCGGGGAGAGAGGGAUCGGAGGGCACACAACAUAAGAGGAGAAAGUUGGUUAGGCCAGUUUUUGGUAGAAAACUACAAUUGAAUAAAGGUUUGAGCAGUGAUGGAAGUCCAAAUUUGCAGGUAUCAUCUUCUGGUCACAUUGAUGGUACUGGAAACUUGGAUGAUUCAGCUAAAAGCCGAGAUAAUGAGGAUUGUUCAUCUCCAAACAGUAUGUCAGUUCAGUUGACAUCUCUUAGUGGUUGUAAAGGUAAAAAUGCUUGCAUCAAACAAAGUUUAUACUAUGGAGGGAAAAAGUAUUUAUAUUACGACAGAAAAGAGUCAUUUGAUGGAGGCACUAAGAGAGCUAGCACUUCAAAUUUGCAAGUAUCGUCUCGUGAAGGUUUCAAUGCCAAAGAGAAUACAGGAUGCUGCAUUGGGUUGACUAGAAGCCAUGAAAGUGAUAACAUAUCAUCUCAAGAUGGUGGCUUGAUAUGUGUGACCAAUCCAACCAUUUGUUAAGCUGGUAAUACCAAUUCAGGCCCUGUUUCUGCUAAACUGCAAGUUGUAGACUACAAUUGUGUUUUGUCCGUAUUCAAAAAAAAAUUCAUGUUUUUUAGUUUUGCGCCAAACUUUUAUGUAUUAUUGCUUUGUCUCAACGAGAGGAAUCGGAAAAAUAAAAAAAUUAUGACUUUUACCUAUAUUUUUUAAGGAAAUAUCCAGGUUUUUUCUUAGAUAUUUCCACAAAUACUUGUGUAAAAGUCAUAAUUUUUACUUUUCCGAUUCCUCUCAUAGAGACAAAUCAAUAAUAUAAAUAAAAGUUUUGGGCAAAACUAACAAACGCGAUUUUUUUUUUGAAUGAGAACCAAACAAAAAAGUUGUAGUUUACAACUUAUAGUUUAGCGAAAACAAGGCCUCAGACUGUAGAGAAAGAAAUGUUGUAACUUGUGGGGUAUCAGGAGAAGUGAUGGGGGCAAAAAUGGGAGAAUAGUUGUACCUGAAAGUGGAAUAGAAGACCUAACUGCUUGAAGGAUGGGAGCUGCGUAAUACACACACUUUCUCCGUACACAGACCAUAUGCAUAAGUAUGGCUGUACUCUGGAAGAAUUUUUGUCUGGUAUUGGAGUGUAUUUAGAAGCUCCCAUGGUGGUGGUCAAUUGAAUCCUGAGGGAAAGAAAAUUUUGUGCGCUCUCUUUCCAAGCAUGCGGUGAAGAAUAGAAAUGGUAGGAACUUGAUUCCGACCUUAUGAGUUUUCAAGUUUGCUGAAAAUUCUCUGCUGAAGAGAGGGCUUUGUGGUCCUUUCUGUGAACAAAUACUAUUUGUAAUGGGUACUCACUAUACGUACUUUCUAGUUUUUGUAAUUAUUCAGGUUGUUAAUUUGAUUUCACCUUUUGUCGGAAAUGGGAAAGGAAUUCUAAACUC
This is a messenger RNA of Rhododendron vialii, 4698 nucleotides long. RefSeq lists its product as uncharacterized. Lineage: Eukaryota; Viridiplantae; Streptophyta; Magnoliopsida; Ericales; Ericaceae. The transcript is spliced from 4 exons. Bases 521 to 3799 code for a protein of 1092 amino acids. The record is from RefSeq and is a predicted model, not a curated record.